This is a messenger RNA of Hemibagrus wyckioides, 1672 nucleotides long. It is a transcript of the gene ift56, whose product is annotated as intraflagellar transport 56. The record is from RefSeq and is a predicted model, not a curated record. Gene Ontology annotation, biological process: intraciliary transport involved in cilium assembly; intraciliary anterograde transport. The coding region runs from base 308 to 1552 and encodes 414 amino acids. Gene Ontology annotation, cellular component: intraciliary transport particle B; ciliary base; ciliary basal body. Gene Ontology annotation, molecular function: protein binding; intraciliary transport particle B binding. The transcript has 12 exons. Lineage: Eukaryota; Metazoa; Chordata; Actinopteri; Siluriformes; Bagridae.
GUAGCAUGGUGAAGAAGAGUUAGCUCGCUAGCAGCUAGCGUAACUAGCCUACACCUCACCCAGUGAAUGUGUUACGGUUUAAUUUACACAGUACAGUAACCUAACGUAGCUACAUUUAGACUGCUAGCUAGUUUAGCGUGGUUUAGCUCGCUAGCCGCAGUGUGAAUUGUUCCUAUCCGACUCUUCUCUCUGAGAAACUUUAGCUGCUUUUGUGUUUAAAAAUCUGAACGCUGAAUAUUUCAUGAGAUCUGAUCUGAUCGUCUGGUGAAGACCGGAUGGUUUUUAUUGACCCUGAGGCUCCGACAGCAUGAUCUUGUCUAGGGUGAAGCCGGCGUUCUCUGGUGAAAACUCUCUGAGUUCCAGUGAGAAGAAAAGGAAGAAUAAGGGUAAGAAGAUUCCUCGAGUAGAAGAUUACCUGAACCAGAGAGAUUACCUGGGAGCCAUUACACUGCUGGAGUUUCAGAGGAAUGGUGGAACAGCUGAGGAGAACACGGACCUCUGGAUUGGCUAUUGUGCCUUCCAUUUAGGAGAUCACAAGAGAGCCAUGGAGGAGUAUAAGACCCUGACCCUGAGUGCUGACUGUCCCCCUGAUGUCUGGGUGUUUCUGGGCUGCACUCUCUUCUUCCUCGGCCUGUAUAAAGAAGCUGAAGACGCUGCACUCCGAGGACCGAAGAGUCAGCUACAGAACCGACUUCUCUUUCACCUGGCACACAAGUUUGGUGAUGAGAAGAAGCUGAUGGGUUUCCACCAGAAUCUGGAAGACGUAACGGAGGACCAGCUAAGCCUCGCCUCCAUCCACUACAUGAGAUCACACUACCAGGAGGCCAUUGAUAUCUACAAACGCAUAUUAUUGCAGAACAGAGAGUUCCUGGCUCUGAAUGUGUAUGUAGCUCUGUGUUACUAUAAACUGGACUACUAUGACGUGUCUCAGGAGGUUCUGGCUGUUUAUCUUCAAAGCGUUCCAGAUUCCACCAUCGCCCUUAACCUAAAGGCCUGUAAUCACUUCAGACUGUAUAACGGCAAAGCUGCUGAGGCUGAGCUGAAGAACCUGAUGGAUAUCUCCUCGAGCUCGUUUGAGUUUGCUAAGGAGCUGAUCCGACACAAUCUGGUGGUGUUCCGUGGAGGUGAAGGAGCUCUGCAGGUUCUCCCUCCUCUCAUCGACGUCAUCACUGAGGCUCGACUCAACCUCGUCAUCUACUACCUCAGACAGGAUGAUGUUCAGGAAGCGUAUAAUCUGAUUAAAGACCUGGAGCCCACGACCCCUCAGGAGUACAUCCUUAAAGGAGUGGUGAACGCAGCACUAGGACAGGAAAUCGGAUCUAGAGAUCAUUUAAAGAUUGCACAGCAGUUCUUCCAGCUGGUUGGAGGUUCAGCAAGUGAAUGCGACACUAUCCCGGGUAGACAGUGUAUGGCUUCCUGCUUCUUCCUGCUGAAACAGUUUGAGGAUGUGCUGAUCUAUCUCAACUCUGUAAAGGUCAGAAACACACACACACACACACACACACACAGGGUUAAGAUUAUUACCCAAAAAGUGAAAUCAUUCUGUAUAUGAACCAACACUUUUUAACCAACACUGUUUAACUUGUUAAUGAACGUCAGAGUUAUAACAGUUUACAGUGAUAGUUACAGUGAUAGUUACAGUUACAUUGAUAGUUACAGUGAUAGUUACAGU